GUCACAGCGGAAGAGUUACAGUGUAACAUCAGUAUAUACAUACAUGUGAAUAUUUGGCAUGAUCAACGUGUUGAUUGCAUGAAAUCUGGCCAUGAAACGGUUGUACAUCGGUGGUCUCGGGCACACAGUGUCUGAGAAGGACCUCAAAGACAGAUUUGGAAAAUUUGGAGAUGUGUCAGAUGUGGAAAUCAUUACGAGGAAAGAUGAGAAUGGAGCUCCUCUGAAAACAUUUGGCUACAUCAACAUAAACAUCACAGAUGCUGAAUACAAAAGAUGUGUAGGCAUCUUAAAUAAAUCCACAUGGAAAGGUGGAACCUUGCUUAUUCAGUUGGCAAAAGAAAGCUUUCUACAUAGGCUUGCUGAGGAACGACAGCAACUGGUUGAAAAGACCAAGACCCCAAAGAUCAUCCCUCAGGAGAAAUUAGUGGACUCACUUAAAGUGACCGGCGGUGAGAAUUUCCACAUGAAAAUUCCCGGCCAUAAGAAUUGGGUCGUGAGUAAAUUUGGGAGGGUACUUCCUGUCCUGAACCUGAAGUAUAAAGGAAAGAACAAGGUCUUCAAGUAUGAUCCAUCCAAACACUGCCACAACAUCAAGAGACUGGAGGCUGCGGAUGACGUCACAUCAGUGUCCAAGCUGACUUGGGAGCUUGAAGGUGGAAACGAUGAAAUCAGUAAGAAAAUGAGAGGAGAGUUUCCAAAGCAGAAACCGUGUCCCAAAAGAUCCAAAAUAGACUUGAGUUUGUUUCUUAGUAAUUUGGCUCAAAGAAAUGCAAAUAAUGCGGCUGCCAUUGAAAACAAACCCAAAGUGGCGAUCCAACAAAACGGACUCUCCGCUACAAAGACGGGAAAACAAAAAUCUGUUUGUGUUUUGGACAACGACGCCGACUCUGAAGACGAAAUCAGAAUGUUGGUUGCUCAGGAACAUUUGAGGAACCCAAACAACGACGACGACAACCUAGAGGUGGUUGGAGAUGAUUUUAUUGUCAAGUCUAACGUUUUCUGGGGUGGAGUGGAACAAGAGUCCCUACUAACUUCAAAAGACGAUGAGGAAUACGAUUCUGCUGACACAGAUGAAAUACUCACCCAGAGAAAGACCCAGAAAACACAAAGUGAAUCUACACCAGCUAGUCCAGAUUCCUCAACAAAAUCCAGUAAAAAUGUGUCUUCAUCCACAUCUGAUGAUGAUGAUGUUAGCGUAGAUUCUGAUUAUGAAGCAAUGAUGGGGAACUGCUACCGUUUAGAUCUUUCCCUAGCAGACUUGGAGCAGCUAGCUAAAAAAGCAGAGGUGAUUUCAGAUGAUGAAAGUGUCGAAGAAACCAAGAAGACCCCAAGAGCUCCACCCAAAAGAACAGGCAAUAACCCAGAAGAUAUUCUCGCCUCGAUUCGUGGAGACGCCACCUCUGAGAAAGAGAAGAAGAAUCAGGUAAACACUGUAUCUCUUCCUGCUUUCAUUGGAACGAAGGAUCUCUUUGGAGGUCCAGAGCCCAGCCUGAAAAGAGUUGCCCAAAGUAUAGACUGUGAAUCUCCUAAACAAGACCUGAAAUUGAAAGAAAAAAGCAUCUUAGAAAAUACAAGUCAACUGCAGACUUCAAACCGUCCAUCUCAACAGGUAAUGUCCACUUUAAAGGUACAAUCAACCUCAAAAAAACUGGAGAAUAAAGCGUCCAUCUCAGAAGAUGAUUCUUCUAGUGAAGAAUCAGAAAGCAGUGGUAAUGAAGAUGUCUUCACUUCUAAAGCAUCUUCAGCGUCACAAUCGGUAAGAACCAUCACUGAAGCCAAACUAAGGACUGUUAGGUCUAAUAACUCAAACACCCCAAACAAACCCAAUCAGACGAAGACCUCUAGAUUCUCCAGCAGUGACUCUUCUAGUGAAGAAUCGGAAAGCGGUGAGGAAGAAGAUAGUGCUGGAGUUUUUAGAAAGACCUCCAGAUCCUCCAGCAGUGACUCUUCUAGUGAAGAAUCAGAAAGCGGUGAGGAAGAUGGUAAUGCUAAAGUCUCCAUUUCUAAAACAUCUUCAGCAACACAAUCGGCAAGAACCAUCUCAGAAACCGAAGUAAAAACUGUUAGCUCUAAUAACUCAAUCAAACCCAAGCAGACUGUUUCACAUCAAACAGUUCUUCACUCAACCGUCAUAGACACUCGGAAACAACAGCAGGGCAACCAGAAACGUCUCGCUGCGCUGGAGCAACAUCAGAAAGAAACCGAACAGCAGAGGAAACUCAUUCAAGGCGCUCUUUCUAAAGUGGUGAGACACAGUGAAAGCGAAAAAAGUAAACGCAUUGUGUUUGAUUCUGAUGAAGAAGAGGAUGAAACCACAAGCAGACCAGAAGAACAACCAACAAUUGAAAAAAGCCUCUUUGAGGACGAUUCAGGAUCCGAUGAAGAUCAACAAACGUCCACUUUGAAAGAAAAGAAGAACAACAAGCCAGGUGGCAGCAAGCUGUGUGACAGUGAAGAUGAGGACGAUGGUGCUGAGGACGAACGGUUCCAGAUCAAGCCCCAGUUUGAGGGCAAAGCUGGACAGAAGCUCAUGAAGCUGCAGGCUAGUUUCGGAACUGAUUCAAGAUUCCAGGUCGAUUCUAGAUUUCUGGAAAGCGACGAUGAGUCUGAAGAUCAAGAUGCAGCGGCUCCAGAAAAAGAUGCAGACGAACAACUUCUUGAGGGGAAAAAGAAAAGUCUAGACAUCCUCCAGAGCAUUUUAAACACCAGCAUACAACCACAAAACACCAGAAAGGGCAAGACGUUCAAAGAUGUUUCGAGCCUGCAUUACGACCCGACACAAGAAGAACAUGCUGCUUUAGAGACCAAGACAGAGGAACCGAAGAAAGAGAGCAAAGCAGCGAGAUGAAAGAAACGCAAAGAGGCUGAAACGCCUGUGUCUAAGGACAUUUACUUUGACAUCUCCGUGGAUUUGAAGGAGGUCUUCGGGACAUCUGAAGAAAACCAGGAAGAGAAGGAAACGGUUUCAUGGGAUAAAGAGGCAGAAGAGACUGAAGAUAUAAUGAAACCCAUGGAGGUUUCCUUCACGUCUAAUGUAGAAGCAAAAGAAGACACUUCAGGUGGAUUCAAGUUCUCCUUCUUUGGCGAGGACACAGCUGUAGAGACGACCACCAAGACAGACGAGUACAAAAUAGAGACGUUAAAAGGAGCCAAGUUCUCUUGGCAAGUGGACCCUCGUUUCCAGGACAGCAGUUCAGACGAGGAAGGCAGGGACGAGAUUGAGGAGGACCAAUCUGCUUCCAGCAAAAUUACAGAGGAACCGACAACAUCAAAAAAGACGUUUUUCUUUUUCUAUCAAGAUGACGAAUGGUUAAAAGAGGGGCCGGGAAUGUUUUGUAGAAGUGUAAAACUACACGACCAGAGGGAAGCCUGGGAAGAGAAGAGGACGUCGCUCAGAGAGGAGUGUCGCAGGAAACACAGAGAUGCCAAAAGACGCCAGAGGCCUUCGCUGAAGACCUGAACAAUUUAAAGUAUUCAAAGACAUUUUUUACAGAGAAGAUGACAGGUUUUCAGAGACAUCUUUGCAUAUUCUGUUUAAUAGCUAUAAUUUAUUGUAAAAAAAAAAAAAAACCUGCUCUAAUGAAUAUUCCCUUU
Messenger RNA from Sinocyclocheilus rhinocerous, 3594 nucleotides. RefSeq names its product nucleolar protein 8 (gene nol8). Gene Ontology annotation, biological process: protein localization to nucleolus. Gene Ontology annotation, molecular function: RNA binding. NCBI's taxonomy places the organism in Eukaryota, Metazoa, Chordata, Actinopteri, Cypriniformes, Cyprinidae. Gene Ontology annotation, cellular component: nucleolus. The record is from RefSeq and is a predicted model, not a curated record.